Perkinsus marinus ATCC 50983 is the source of this 999-nucleotide messenger RNA. RefSeq names its product cathepsin L, putative. The coding region runs from base 1 to 999 and encodes 332 amino acids. The record is from RefSeq and is a predicted model, not a curated record. The transcript is spliced from 10 exons. Gene Ontology annotation, molecular function: cysteine-type endopeptidase activity. NCBI's taxonomy places the organism in Eukaryota, Perkinsozoa, Perkinsida, Perkinsidae. Gene Ontology annotation, cellular component: lysosome.
AUGCCCAUAAUCAUCUCAUUCGUUCUUCUCCCAUUGCUACCUUUGGUCAAGUGCUUGGAUGAGGAAACUGUGGAGUUGGCUUUUAUGGGUUUCAAACAUAAGUUCGGUAAAAAUUACGAGUCUAAGGAGGAAGAAGUCAAAAGGAAUGCCAUCUUUCAAGCCAACCUCCAGCACAUCGAGCAAGUCAACGCUAAAGAUCUGUCUUACAAGCUGGGCGUCAAUGAGCAUGCGGACCUCACACACGAGGAGUUCGCCGCUCUGAAACUCAGCACUUUGGAUACGAGUACGAGGAGGGAUGAUGAGUUUGUUGUUGAAGUUAACACUACACAGCUCCCAACCUCGGUGGAUUGGAGAAAUAAGAGUGUAUUAACCCCAGUUAAGGAUCAAGAGUUCUGUGGGAGCUGCUGGGCUUUCUCCGCGAUCGGUGCCCUCGAGGCGCAGUAUGCCAUUGCUACGGGUAAGCUCUUGUCACUCUCCGAGCAGCAGCUUGUGGAUUGCAGUCACAAAUAUGGGACCAAGGGUUGUAGAGGAGGCUACAUGGGGGAUGCUUAUGAGUACAUAAAGUCAGCUGGCAUCGAUCAAGAGUCAACCUACCCUUAUAAAGGUUGGGACGAGCCAUGUCGCCCCCGUGAGAAAAAGGCUGACGGCAUCCCGGCCGGCGAGGUUACCGGCUCUUACAUACUGUAUUGGACUGAGCAGAGCUUGAUGGACGCGCUGGCGUAUGCUCCGGUCUCCGUCACCAUGGAUGCCUCGGGUGCCGAUUUCGGACUUUACGAAUCCGGAGUGUAUUCGUCUACAACCUGUAAUGGAACAGUUAAUCACGCUGUUGUGGCGGUUGGUUAUGGCACCGAAAAUGGAUCAGAUUACUUCAUUUUCAAAAAUUCUUGGGGAUCCUCCUGGGGCAUGGGUGGAUACUUCUAUUUGAAGCGGGGAGUUGGUGGUUUCGGUGAAUGCAACAUUCUCGAGUAUAUGGUUGUUCCGACGCUCAAGUCUCGCUAG